GUCAAACUGUAAGUGUUUGUGAUCCAGGAGAGAUGGCGCAGAAAACACUCGACCAAGAAGCCUUUUCCUGCUCUGUGUGUUUGGAGCUACUGAAGGAUCCUGUGACUAUUCCCUGUGGACACAGCUACUGCAGGAACUGUGUCCAACAGCACUGGGACCAUGAGGACUACAAGCACCUCUACAGCUGUCCUGAAUGUCGCUUCAGCUUCAGCCCCAGGCCUGUCCUGGGUAAAAACAUCAUGUUAGCAGGUUUAGUAGAGCAGAUGAAGAAGACAGCGCCCCCUGCUGCCCGCUGCUAUGCCGGACCUCAGGAUGUGUCCUGUGAUGUGUGCACUGGGAGGAAGCUGAGAGCUGUCCAGUCCUGUCUGCAGUGUGUGGCCUCUUACUGUGAGCGCCACCUACAGCCUCAUCAUGAAGCUGCAGUGUUAAAGAAACACCAGCUGGUGGAGCCGUCUCACACGCUCCAGGAAAACAUCUGCUCUCAACACCACAGACUGAUGGAACUAUUCUGCCGCAGUGACCAGCAGCUGCUCUGCUCCUUCUGCUCUGUGGACCAACAUAAGGGUCAUGACAUAGUAACCUCUGCCUCAGAGAGGGCUCAGAGGCAGGCAGAGCUGCCGGCCAGGAGGGCCCUGCUGCUCCAGAACCUCCAGCACAAAGAGACAGACCUGAAGAGGCUCCAACAGGAGGCCCAGGACAUCAGACGCUCUGCCCAGACAGCAGUGCAGCGCAGCGGGGACAGCUUCACACAGAUGGCCCUUCUCCUGGACAAAAGACGCUCUGAAGUGGAGCAGCAGAUCCGCUCCCAGGAGCAGACCCAACUGAGCCGAGUCCAAGAGCUCCAGGACCAACUGCAGCAGGACGUGAGGGGGCUGAAGAGGAGCCUCUCUGAGCUGGACACACUGGCCCUCACCCAGGAUCAUAACCAGUUUAUACAGGUCUACACUUCACUGUCCCCACACACACAGAGCACAGAGACACACACCAUUCACACAGGGAACUGGAGCUACUUUGAGGAAGUGACCAGAGCUGUGUCCAAGCUCAGAGACACACUCCAGCUCACUCUGAGUCCAGUCCAGGUUUUACUGCCACCAGCUGAACCCAGCUCCAGAGACGACUUCUUACAAUAUUCUACAGAAAUCACUCUGGACCCGAACACAGUUCACACCGAACUGUCUCUGUCUGAUGGAAACAGAAGAGCAACAGUUAUGAUUGAAGAACAGAGUUAUCCAGAUCAUCCAGACAGAUUCUGUCACACGUGUCAGGUCCUGAGCAGAGAUCUGACGGGUCGCUGUUACUGGGAGGUGGAGUGGAGCGGGGAAUGUGCUCGUAUAGCAGUUUCAUACAAAGAUAUUCAGAGGAGAGGAAACUCUAAUGAAUGUUUCUUUGGACACAAUGAUAAAUCGUGGGCUUUACAGUGUGACAAAACCAGUUAUUCAUUUUGGUUUAAGUCUGAGUCCCAGGUCUCAGGACUGGUUUCAAGUCCAGUCUCAGGUCUAUUCUCAAGUUUGGUCUCACGUCUAGUCUUCAGCCUGGUCCGGCCCAGAAUCGGGGUUUACCUGGACCACAGUGCAGGGGUUUUGGUGUUUUACAGCGUCUCUGAAAAUACCAUGAGCCUCCUCCACAGAGUCCAGACCAAGUUCACUCAGCCUCUCUACGCUGGGGUCUGGAUUUAUAAUACUGGAGACACUGUACAUUUCCCUAAACUCAAAUAGCAGCUUUGUUCUGAAAACUGUGUUGAUAAACUAUAUGUAGAGAGUUUAGAUUAUGACAAAAACCUGAUCUUUUAAAACAUACCACAUUUGACACAAUAUUAUGUUCUUUAUUGUCAUUAUAGUCAUUUUUAUAAUUUUUUGUCACUGCUGUUCUCUGGUCUGACUGUCCACCAUCAAGCUCACGGACCUCACAUCAGAGCCUCUGUCAGUGCAGGCCACUGUGACCCCAGCAUGGUCAACAUGACUCGAACUGUGGUUGAAGUCAGGCCAGAAGUGCUCACGUUAUGUCUGAAAUGUGCCUUGUAUCUGUUUUAUGCCUUAUGUAACUGUUUACUUCUGAGUAUACAUUUUUACAUUUUAACAUCCUGAAUAGAAAAUAAGAAAACAUUCAUCAGAAAUACAGUAUUGUAACAGCCAAAAGUCAAAUAAAAAAAUGUUCUAGAUAAAUAAGUAUUUAAAAAGGCCAGUUAGAUGCACAAGUGGAAUUGAAAAACAUGAUGAAAUACUGAAAUAUACUUGAAUAUAAUAAAUACAGUAAAAUACACUAAACUACACUGUACAGUAAAUAACUAUGGGCAGCAGAAGUGGGCCUCCUAGUACUCAGUUACAGUAACUAACUGUACUUAAAAAAUGUAACAGACUGGAAAGCAUGACAACAAGAACACUGCCAUGUCCUACAAAAGUAUAGACUUCUCAACUUUGACAAAAUACAUAGAACAUUGGCAUAGAAUCCUGAAUAACUCUGCAGCCCUAAAGCACUUUGAUCAAUCCACACCUACAGUGUUAACCAAAACCUCACAUGCUUCCACCAGGGGGCAGUGUACUGUAACAAACUGCUAAACUUAAUUUGCACAAACAGCCUUCUUUUAUUCAUACUUUGCAGCAACAUGAUUAUAGGGGUGUUCUACAGCUGUCUCUAUGGCAGUUACCAUGGAGACACAAUGCACACAUUAGCAAACACUGACAAAUACUCAUUUAGAAUGUGGCUUAGACCGACUUUUGUUUGUUUUCUACUGAUCACUAUAACUGUUCACACUAUUUCAAACACAUAAACACCUGUUUAUGUAAUUAUAAUUAUACAUGCAAUAAACAGUCACAUUUGGUAGCA
Messenger RNA from Boleophthalmus pectinirostris (great blue-spotted mudskipper), 2823 nucleotides. RefSeq names its product tripartite motif-containing protein 16-like. Gene Ontology annotation, molecular function: zinc ion binding; protein binding. The record is from RefSeq and is a predicted model, not a curated record. Lineage: Eukaryota; Metazoa; Chordata; Actinopteri; Gobiiformes; Gobiidae.